CAGUUCCCCCGAGCUGAGUGUUUGUGUCCGCGCCGGGACGCUGUGAUGGGGGCCCAGGGCUCCGUGCCGGAGGGGGUCCAUGUGGUGGUGAUCGGCGGGGGGUUCGGAGGCAUCGCGGCCGCCCAGCAGCUGAAGUCCAGCGGUGUCACGUUCACCCUCAUCGACCUCAAAGACGCGUUCCAUCACAACGUCGGCGCGCUGCGCGCCUCCGUGCAGGACGGCUUUGCCCAGAAGACCUUCAUCCCCUAUGCAGAGACGUUUGGAGAGAGCUUCACCCAGGGACGGGUGGUGCUGGUGGAGCCAGAGGGACAGAGGGUGGUGUUGGAGGACGGGCAGGAGGUACUCUACUCCCACCUGAUCCUCUGCACCGGUACGGAGGGCCCCUUCCCGGGGAAGUACACCAGCCCCUCCUCCACCCAGACCGCCGUCCAGAGGUACCAGGACCUCCUCCAGCAGAUCCAGGCCGCGGGGUCGGUUCUGGUGGUGGGUGGGGGGGUGACGGGAGUGGAGAUGGCUGCCGAGAUCAAGACGGAGUUCCCAGACAAGAAGGUGGUCCUGGUCCAUUCCCGGAUCCCCCUGGCCGACCCGGGCCUGCUUGCCAGCGUCAGGCAGCAGGCGAAGGAGGUCCUGAUGGAGAAGGGGGUGGAGCUGGUUCUGGGCCAGAAGCUGUUGGGCAUGGAGGGGGUGGAGCUUAACGUGACCCGGAGGAACCAGCUUCUGACUACAGACCAGGGCACGGAGAUCAGGGCCGACCUGGUCAUCAGCUGCACCGGGCAGAGGGCCAACUCUGCUGCCUACGCAUCCGGCCUGGCCGACUGGGUAGCAGAGGAUGGAUCUCUGAAGGUGAACCCCCACCUCCAGGUGGGGUCGCACCCAAACAUCUACGCCAUCGGAGACUGCGCCAACAUCCAAGAGCCGAAGAUGGCGUACCACGCCGGGCUCCACGCCGCCAUCGCCGUUAGCAACAUCACCAACAGCCUAUCAGGGAAGGAUCUGUGUACCUACAGCACAGGCAGCGUGACCAUGCUGGUGGCCCUGGGCCGGGACGCGGGCGUGGGUCAGUUCAACGGCUGCCGCCUGCCGCGCAUCGCCGUGGUGCUGGGCAAGAGCAAGGACCUGCUGCUGUGGAAGAGCUGGAGGGACAUGGGCCAGACCGCCCCCUGACCCGGGAGAGACCCAGACCGCCCGUGACCCAGCAGUCGGUCGUCGUGGAGACGGCUCUGACCUCCUCAGGUUCAGAGCUCAAAUUGUGGCGACAGUUUGACCACUGGACCGAUACUGUUCCCCAAGUGACCUCUGCCUUGACCCCAGACCUGGUGGUCGUCUACCUCCGGCCCCCUGCUGGGUGGACUGUAGCUUGGAUACAUAUGCAUCUCAUGACCUCAAUUAAAACUGUUUGUCACAUUAUUGCACUUGAAUAAACACAUUGCAGAUCAAUGAGCCGGAGAUUGGUGCCAAGCUUUACACUCAAAUGUUCUUUAUUACUUUUUUUUUUUUCAAAACAUUAAAAUAGUUUCCAAACUUUAAAUAAAAUGUAACAGGAGCUUGA
This is a messenger RNA of Gadus macrocephalus (Pacific cod), 1549 nucleotides long. It is a transcript of the gene aifm2, whose product is annotated as apoptosis inducing factor mitochondria associated 2. Bases 46 to 1164 code for a protein of 372 amino acids. Gene Ontology annotation, cellular component: mitochondrion; cytoplasm. Lineage: Eukaryota; Metazoa; Chordata; Actinopteri; Gadiformes; Gadidae. Gene Ontology annotation, molecular function: electron-transferring-flavoprotein dehydrogenase activity; flavin adenine dinucleotide binding. The transcript is spliced from 8 exons. The record is from RefSeq and is a predicted model, not a curated record. Gene Ontology annotation, biological process: positive regulation of apoptotic process; apoptotic mitochondrial changes.